Messenger RNA from Symbiodinium pilosum, 550 nucleotides. NCBI's taxonomy places the organism in Eukaryota, Dinophyceae, Suessiales, Symbiodiniaceae. The record is from the annotation of a GenBank genome assembly.
GCUCUUGCAUUGCGCUGCCCAACGGCUUGUACAAGCAGACGUGCCGGUGCCGGCUCGCACGUCGGCCGGAUAGGGUGUCCGUGCCCUUCGUGGUCGGGGACGUUUUCCGCCGGUUCGUCGGCCGCACUGCCCAAGUUUUUGCGCCACAGUUUCAGCGGGCUUGUUUUCCCCACCAAAACAAGCUCAGUACCAGAGCUGGCACGGAGGCUCUCACUCGCGUCCUCGCCGCAACAGGCGAACUCAACCCACGGGCCACACACGGCCAAGGCGAGGGUGGCGAACAGGGAGAUCCGCUGAUGCCUGCCUUGCACGCAAUUGCCCAGCAGCCGGCACUGCACGACGUCCAGGCGGCAUUUCGUGAAGGUCUUGACGAUACUUAUGCGGUCGUCGCGCCGGAGCGUGUGAGGGAGCUGUACAGCGUGACCGCGCCGCGACAUUGGGGGCACGUGCGCGGGUUGAACUCAACUUCGAAAAAUCGUGCAUUUGGAAUGCGGCCGGCAAAACCACGAGAUGUUGCCGACCUGCAGAAGGAGGGGGCCAUGCGCUCUCG